CUCCGUAGCAACUCUCGCGUCGCUAGGCUUUUCGUCUUAAAUACUGUUUUUUCUUGCCUGAGUCUGCCAACCAUGUCCACGACGUCGACUCCCAACGACUCUCCUGUUCACGUCCACCCUCUGCACAACCCCUCUCAGGCAGCACAUGUCUCAGUGCCGCAGGCGCCUCUAGGGAACGCCACGAAUGGGGCGACUACGGCGACAGCACCGGGUCUGGGGACGAAAGCACUCCUCGCGAAGCGUUUUGCAAAGACCAACAAUCCCACCUACGUCUCGCCCACAGACAACCUCAUGACACCAUGCACACAGAAGAUUACUGCUGCGAAGAAGAAGCAUUUCACAAAGGGCGCAAAGCCAAUGCAACCCCUCUUCGGCCAGAAGGAACUAUCUUCAGAAGAAGACGAGGACGAGGAUGAGGACUUGCAGACUCCUAGAAAACCUGCGCAGCAAGCCGACAGCAAGAUGGACGACGACGAGAACCCAUUUUAGACUGCCAAUCCGUUCCACUCGUCGAGUGUACAUAGGAUCGCUUCACUACUUCCUUGGUCCCCGAGGAUCAUGAUAUGAUAUUGAUGUCGAUCUUCGCCUUCGUUGUCCCUGUCCCCACGGCACGCGUCUGGUAACGUUGUAUACCACUUGUUUGGUUGUAUACUAUGGCUCGUCUAUAUAUGGCUAUUGAUUCGCAUGCUUGCUAUUAGCUUUGUUGUCGGAAUGUUGUCAAUGUUAACCCUUGUUGUCC
Gloeophyllum trabeum ATCC 11539 is the source of this 739-nucleotide messenger RNA. RefSeq lists its product as uncharacterized. Bases 73 to 489 code for a protein of 138 amino acids. The record is from RefSeq and is a predicted model, not a curated record. The transcript has 3 exons. NCBI's taxonomy places the organism in Eukaryota, Fungi, Basidiomycota, Agaricomycetes, Gloeophyllales, Gloeophyllaceae.